AUGGCGAGUGCCGAAAUGGAGGUGGAGAUAGAGGUGGUGGUGCACGUGGAGUCUCUGGCGUCUGAGCCUGACACGGCCAGCGGGACGUCAGAUGAGGAGGGAGCCCCGGGCGAGGAGCAGGCGCUGAGCAUGGAGGUGGCGAAGAACCCUCCGAGCCCCCGUGAGGGCGGUGGGGAAGAGCAGGCCCCGCCGCUCUCAGCCGAGGGAUCGCGCUGCUCGCCGCCGCCUGAAGGUCCCAGCGAGUCUCCUGCUGCCGCCCCCUCGUCGGACUCGGACAGUGAUGCGGAUUCAGAUAGUUCAUCAACUACAUCCUCCUCUUCGUGUUCGCCUUCAACAGUAUCUGAUGAAGAUGAUCAUCCAAAUGAGAAGGAUAAUAGAUCUUACUGUGUUAAAACGAAAGAUGAGUUGCUUAUUGAUGAGCUGCCUCCUGUUGAAGACUUAACAAUAAUUCUGCCUGAUGAUGUUGAACUGAAGCUCUUUGGGACAGUUUCCAGCAUCAUUGAGCAGCUAGUAAUUAUUGAAUCACUGAGAGGCCUACCUCCAGUAAAUGAGGAAAGCAUAAUUUUUAAAGAAGAUCGGCAAGCAGUAGGGAAGAUAUUUGAGAUAUUUGGUCCUGUUUUACAUCCCUUUUAUGUGUUAAGAUUUAACAGCUCUGAGCAUAUCAAAGCCAAAGGUAUUAAUGUGCAAGAUAGCAUGUAUUUUAUUCCAUCCGUGGAGGACUUCACCCAGUAUAUAUUCACAGAGAAACUAAAACAGGAAAAAGGUUCAGAUGCAUCUUGGAAGAAUGACCAAGAACCACCACCUGAAGCCUUGGAUUUCAGUGAUGAUGAAAAAGAGAGAGAAGCAAAACAGAAGAAAAAGAAGCCACAAAAUCAAGGAAGGAAGAAACUCAAAUCAGAAACAAAUGUAUCGAGUGAGAAUAAAGGACUUCAUCAGUCAAUGCAACAGCCUGCUUCAAGUUAUUCAAGAGGAUACUGUGGCAGAGGGUUCUCCAGGAAUUCGUUUUCUACUCCAUCAGACACUCCAGGUUUUUUGAGACCACAAGGAAGACCACCACAGCUGUACUCUUCAGAUAACACAAUACAUCAGGAACCUCCAGUGUUUCCACAGCCUUAUAGGGAAGAAACUCCAAUGAUGCAACAGUAUCCCUUUUCUCCUCCAGUUUUUGGUUCUGUUAAUGAUGUGCAUCAAUUCCACCUUCCUCCUUCAAAUCUGAAUAUGAUCUGGUCAGGUCCAAACACUUAUCACUCAUCAUACCCAUUUUUACCACCUCUACCUCUGCUGCCACCUCCUCCACCUCCUCCAGACAGCCAUCCUUCUCAGUUCAGGCCUUACUGA
Molecule: messenger RNA, 1338 nt
Organism: Mesitornis unicolor (brown roatelo)
Lineage: Eukaryota; Metazoa; Chordata; Aves; Mesitornithiformes; Mesitornithidae
Gene: NAF1
Product: nuclear assembly factor 1 ribonucleoprotein
Exons: 8
Coding region: 1-1338 (445 amino acids)
Biological process (GO): pseudouridine synthesis; ribosome biogenesis; box H/ACA snoRNP assembly
Cellular component (GO): sno(s)RNA-containing ribonucleoprotein complex
Molecular function (GO): RNA binding
Source: RefSeq, a predicted model, not a curated record